AUGUGUCCUUUCCAGAACCCAGCUCUCCUAGUUGUUGUUAUUGUCGUCGGCGGCGGCCUUCAACAGAGCUGGCCCAGUCUGCAGAUCCCGCUCAAUCCAGUCGCAGGUACUCCAAUGCUUCAGCCCAGGUCGGCAUCGCAUCGGCCGGGCCACCCCUCCAAAGCGACAGGUGUCUUCGCCGCCUGGUGCUUCUCUGGAUACUCUUCGUCUCUCCUCCUCCUCUCAUCCUCUGCUCCUCUCCUCAGCCAUCGACACCCAAGUGCUCACCGCGCCGGCAACAUCCCUCGUAGACGUGCUCGAUCCCGACCCGUCGCUAUGCAAUGGUUCACCGUCUUUGCCAUUCCCCUCGUGCUUAUCUCGGCCUGGCUGUACACCGUCAGUAUAGCACGCGCGCGAUUUCCCAAGCUGCGCAACAAGCGCAUCUGUCUGUUGAUCGCGCAUCCUGAUGAUGAGGCCAUGUUCUUUGCGCCGACGCUGUUGGCGCUGACGAAUCCGGAGCUGGGGAAUCAUGUCAAGAUCCUGUGUCUGAGCAGCGGAGACGCAGAUGGCCUGGGCGAGACGCGCAAGAAGGAACUGGUCAAGAGCGGCGUGUCCUUAGGUCUGCGGAAGGAGGACGAUGUGUUUGUGGUCGAGAGCCCAGAGUUCCCCGACAGCAUUACCACGGCCUGGGACAAACAGAAAAUCGCGAACCUCCUCUCCUCGGCGUUUGCGCCGAACCUCUCGAAUCCCAUGAAGAACAAAUCGGUGGAUGCGCCGACAGCGACAAUCGAUGUCCUGAUUACCUUCGACGCCUCGGGCGUUUCCUCUCACCCCAACCACAUCUCCCUUUUCCACGGCGCGCGACAUUUCAUUGCGUCGCUCAUUCACAAUCGCCCGGGCUGGGGCUGCCCGGUCGACUUGUACACGCUCUCCUCUGUCAGCCUGGCCCGGAAGUACACCAGUUUCUUUGACUCGAUCAUAAGCAUGCUCCUGAUCGCAGUAUCCAACAAGCAGAUGAAGGAACACCCGAGCCCACUGCUCUUCCUCAGUGGAAUCUCAGAAGUCCGGACGGCGCAGGGAGCCAUGACCACUGCGCACAAGAGCCAGAUGAGGUGGUUUCGCUGGGGCUGGAUUGGACUCAGUCGAUAUAUGGUGGUCAAUGACCUGUGGCUGGAGAAGGUCACUGCGGCGUAA
Drepanopeziza brunnea f. sp. 'multigermtubi' MB_m1 is the source of this 1173-nucleotide messenger RNA. RefSeq lists its product as uncharacterized. Lineage: Eukaryota; Fungi; Ascomycota; Leotiomycetes; Helotiales; Drepanopezizaceae. Gene Ontology annotation, cellular component: endoplasmic reticulum. Gene Ontology annotation, biological process: GPI anchor biosynthetic process. The record is from RefSeq and is a predicted model, not a curated record. Gene Ontology annotation, molecular function: N-acetylglucosaminylphosphatidylinositol deacetylase activity.